GCCCUGUAAUUUUAGUCGGGUGGGGUGAACCUCCCUCGGCUCUCUAUCUCUCCAGUCUGCGAGAUGCCCAGGCACACUCUGGAGAGGGCGUAAAGGCUCUUCCAACACAGGCAGCACAGCGCGCGCCAGGAGCGUGCACGCCCGGUGAAGAGCCGGGCCCCAUGAGUACCAUUCGUGAGUGCCCCCUCCUGUUUCCCGCCAAACUUAAGGCGGGGCAAGGCUGGUAUUCUGCAGCAACUCGCUUCGGUGAUGAGGGUCCCCCGCCCCCCUUCCUCGUCUCCGCGGAGAUGAGAGCUGACGUGACGUGCGCCAAAAAGGAGAACGCGCCCAAAGCGGUGCACAAGGCGCCUCCCAGGGAGGCUGGGCGGGCGCUGGCCGAGAGAGCGCCCAGCUCGAGGACCUCCUCCACGCCGCGGGUCUGCAAUUGCCACCGAGAGAUGUUCACCCGCGCGGUGAGCAGGCUUAGCAGGAAGCGACCUCCGUCAGAAAUAAAUGACGACAGCAAGCCAAGCAGCAGCCACCAAAGUUUAAUUGGUACCACAAGAUGGGCUACAUCGCUAGAAAAUUUACUGGAGGAUCCAGAAGGCGUCAAGAGAUUUAGGGAGUUUUUAAAGAAGGAAUUUAGUGAAGAAAAUGUUUUAUUCUGGCUAGCAUGUGAAGAGUUGAAGAAGAUACAAGAUAAGAAACAGAUGCAGACAAAGGCAAAUGAAAUUUACAUGACUUUCCUGUCAAGUAAAGCUUCUUUCCAAGUCAACGUUGAAGGGCAAUCCCGUUUGGAUGAGUCAAUAUUGGAAGAACCUCACCCUCUAAUGUUUCAGAAACUUCAAAACCAGAUCUUCAACCUCAUGAAGUAUGAUAGCUACAGCCGCUUCUUAAAGUCAGAUGCAUUUCUUAAACUGAAGCAGACCGAAGAACAGGAAGAGAAUUCACCAGAUGCUCAAACUGUAGCAAAAAGAGCUUCUAGAAUUUACAACACAUGAUCCAAACAACAACAAACAAUAGAUCCCACUGAGACUAAUGAAAAGCAAAUGAGUUCUCAGGAAUAGUCUGUGAGGUUAACACAAUUGCAUUUCGAGCUUGAAAAAUAUAAGAACCCUGUUUUGCAAUGCUUAACCUUUGCUUGAAUGACCUGAUUGUUUUUGCAUAGUGGCUAUCAAAUCCCUUGGCCAAAACAGUUCUACUAAACUAAAAGGCUGAAGGACUCACGAGUCAUCUGCAAAGAGAAGAUUAGAUCACCUUUAUCUUCUGUUUUUUAUACCUUUCCUUGUGAAUCAUUGGGAGGAAAUGUAGCAUAAAAUUGUGACAAGUUUAAAAACAGAGGUAGUAUAAGAUAAAGGCAGUAUAUUUUUGAAAUCCUCUUAGAGCCUGGUCUGAAUAGACUUUCCACAAAUACACAUUUUUCAAGCUUUAACUGCUAUUUAACAGGUUUGAAUUUUGCAUUCUUGAUGUUCACCGCCCAGAGAGCUAUUGCUAGUCGGGCGGUAUAUAAAUUUAAUAAAUAAUAAUAAUAAAAUAAUAAUAAUGAUAAAACUGAACCAAAAGAAAAGGAGCUGAAAUAUUUUCCUGUUAGUGACAAGAACAGAGAAACCUCAGUUAAGGAAAGGAAAACACAAAGGCAGUGGACUACUCAUUUGAGGCACUAGUUUUAAACCACACAUACCUUUUUCCUAGAGCUAAUCAAAAUAAUUGCAAAAAUAAUUAUUUCUUCUCUUUGUAAUAAAACACGCCUGCUGCUUUCAGAAUGGCUUUUGUAGGCUUUUCAGUUGCUUGGUUUAAAAUAUAUUUGUGCUGGGGAAAGAUUACCAAAUUUCUGCUGCUAACCAUUAUUUUUCAUGGUUCUUGUCUUUCUUCCCUUUCUUUGUUUUGAAACUGAGAUUCUCUAACAGUGACUUUCAAGAGUGUUACCAAUUUUGUUUUUGGGGAAGCGAAGGCUUUCUUGACAUGUUAACAGUAGGUUUUUUUAUCAAACGACAAAUAAUAGCUAGCAUUUUGCUAUAACAAACCUAUACCACAAAUUACAGAAGAUCUUUUUUUCUACACUUAAAAUGCACUCACACUUGGAGAUUUACAAAGAUGCAGUCUCAUGCAAUAAUCUACCCAGAAGGAUGAAAUGCACAGCUAGUGCCGCACCCAGCAAAUGUGUUUCCAACUCAACAGCAAGCAUGAACAAGCUUUUAAGCCUUCUGUUCUCAUUCAAAGGAAUUCUGUCUCAGUUGCCAAGACUUUUUUCUUUUCUUUUUUACAGCCAUUCUAACCAGAUUUUAUUUUCACCUGCUUUUGUACUAAACUGAUUUAUAUAUUCUGCAGCAGGGCACUCCCUCAGCAGUCAAAACAAUGCAUCCCUAAGUUGUAGGCCCAGUUUGUGCAUCACAUUAAGUCAUAGUUUAACACAAGCUAUGGUUUAAUGUGAUUAUGUUAAAAGUUCCCAAGGUGCUUCUGUCCUGGUUCUGCUGUGCCAUCUGAUCCUGGGCGCAUAGUUUGUUUUCCAACAAACAAAACACAAGCAGUAAGCCAAGAACAAAGCUUAGUUACUGCUUGUGGUUUGUUUGGGUAGAAACAAACCAUGAGCCUGGGUUCAUACGACAUGACUGCCAUUUUUUGUCUAUGGCAUGGUAAGAGCAGGGAAGGAGCACCAUGGAAACUUUUGAGUAGUGUGCACCAGCAUGCUGUUCAUUCACAUUAACCGUUUGUUUUAAACUAUGGUUUAAUGUGGCAUGUGAAAGAGCCUGCAGGUUUGAUUCAUAUUGGAUUUGACUCUUAACAAUUUCUCACUAAGCCCUGUUUGGAUUUGCAAUUCCUGCCAAGCUUAUCUGCAGUUAGAGAACAAGUAUAACAAAUUUUGGAGGGGUCAACUGUCGUCCCUUGGGCUGCUUAAGGAAGGGCUUUGUGGUCCUGGGGAAAGCAGAGGACAAGGAGCUUCCACUGUUUGCUCUUGAAGAAACCACCAGUCAACCUGAGAGAAGUCUGAUGUGUUAUACUUUACACCAUUUAUUUGUUUAGUAUUUUAAAACUGUAAACCUCCUUGAGGACCUUGGCAAAAAGAUGGUGUAUAAAUGCAAUAAAUAAAUAAUCCAGUGUAAUA
Rhineura floridana is the source of this 3082-nucleotide messenger RNA. RefSeq names its product regulator of G protein signaling 10 (gene RGS10). Gene Ontology annotation, molecular function: G-protein alpha-subunit binding; GTPase activator activity. The transcript is spliced from 5 exons. Gene Ontology annotation, biological process: regulation of G protein-coupled receptor signaling pathway. The record is from RefSeq and is a predicted model, not a curated record. Lineage: Eukaryota; Metazoa; Chordata; Lepidosauria; Squamata; Rhineuridae. The coding region runs from base 162 to 980 and encodes 272 amino acids.